Messenger RNA from Vicia faba (fava bean), 2184 nucleotides. The record is from the annotation of a GenBank genome assembly. NCBI's taxonomy places the organism in Eukaryota, Viridiplantae, Streptophyta, Magnoliopsida, Fabales, Fabaceae.
AUGGACACGGCGGCACCACCGUCUUCUUCCCCAUCGGAGGAGCCUCAGAAUCAAAAUCAACACCACGAUCUUCAACAUCAACUUCAACAAGAACAACAACAACUUUCUCCGGUGAAAGACUUUAUUCACAAAACCAAAACGAUUCAAUUUCUCGGACGCACUACUCCGAUCGUUCUUCAAAACGACAAUGGACCUUGUCCUCUCCUCGCUAUUUGUAAUGUUCUUCUGCUACGAAACCAGUUAGGUUUAAGCCCGGAUGUGGCUGAAGUCUCACAGGAGAAGUUGCUUUCAUUGGUUGCCGAACGAUUGAUUGAUUCAAAUAGUGAUGUGAAUAACAAAGAUGCAGGCUAUGUCGAAAAUCAACAGCAGAACAUUUCUGAUGCAAUUGAUUUGCUCCCUAGGCUUGCCACCGGAAUUGAUGUAAAUCUAAAAUUUACGAGAAUAGAUGAUUUUGAAUUCACUUCAGAGUGUGCCAUAUUUGAUUUGCUGGACAUCCCGUUGUAUCAUGGCUGGAUAGUUGAUCCGCAGGAUCAUGAUACUGCAACUGCAAUUGGAUCGAAGUCCUAUAAUGCGCUUAUGGGAGAGCUUGUUUCUCUUGAAACACGGAACAUUGAAACCCUACCAAAAAACAACCCAGAAGAAGAUUGUGUUGAUUUUGUGGCCGCAACAACUGCUGCUCUUGGAGUUCCUUCUCCUAGUCUUUCGAAAGCUAUGUCUUUUGAUGAUUCUCCACAUUAUGUUUCUGAUCAGACACCAAGAAAAGGUGAUCUUGAAGAAGAAGAACAGUUGUUGAGAGCCUUGAAGAUGUCUGAAGUGUCAAUGAGUGAUCCUGUUGAGGGUCAUGCAAAUGAUAACAAGGGAGAAGUUUCUUUUGGUACAGACGGAAAUAUGUGUAACAAACAGGCUGUAACCGUGGAUUCUGAAGAUAACUUAGGAAAGAACACUGGUAAAGAAAGCAACGACUACCAUGAAUCAGAAAGCUCCAUACCUGAUGUUUGCACUGCUUCUAGCAAUGACUAUAAUGAACAUACAUCUUCCACAUCUACACUGGGGGAAACAGCUAAUUUGUCCUCAAAGAAUGAUGCCGUAAGUGGCUUCCAUCAAUUAACUUCUACGGGACCUGAAGAAUCUAUUAAACAAAAUGAUGUAGUCGAGAAGCACAACCUUGAUGCAUUGGUUCAGAAUGAGAGUGUUGCCGUUCUUUCUCCUGAAAAAUAUUCCGUUUCUUUAUUUGAGAACUGUGCUGAUGGUUCUAGGGGGGAUGAAAAAGUUCACAAUCAAUCCUCUCUUCUUACAACUAUGGAUCAUGAAGUUUCAGAUGAACCUCAAGGACUUGAUGCAACAGGAGCACCAUGCUUACCUGCAAGCCAUACGAAUUCAGAUUCUUCUAAUAUCAGAUUUCAUCAAACUGAUGCUUCUGGAGUAUUCCCUUCAACUGUUGAUAGGAGUGAGCCCUUGUACGAAGGAGAGGAAUGUGUAUUGGAUACAAGAACUGGAAUUGAGGAACGUGAACCUGUUUAUGAAGGUGAGGCGGUGCUUCAGGAACAGGCUGACAAAAGCACCUUAUCUUCCCUUGAUCUAAGAGCUAAGGAAGAAAUUACUCCAGAACAAGGAGAACAUGCCAAGAAUUUUUUGAGGAAUAAUGCCAGUCAAUUGACAUUUUACGGGCUUUUCUGCCUACAAGAUGGUCUUAAAGAGCGUGAGUUAUGUGUUUUUUUCCGAAACAAUCAUUUCAGCACCAUGUUUAAGCUUGAGGGUGAACUUUAUCUUCUAGCUACAGACCAAGGCUACAUAAAUCAACCUGAUUUGGUUUGGGAAAAACUGAAUGAGGUCAAUGGUGAUACAUUGUUUAUGACUGGCAAUUUCAAGGAAUUCAAGGUAGAAAGCAAUGAAAAUAACACCUGGGAUGAGAACAAUGUUAUGACCAGCACUGCUGACUAUCUUGCCAGCAUAGAUAGUGCAACACAGGGAGGCUUAGAUAUCAAUUCUGAUUUCCAACUAGCAAUAGCCUUGCAACAACAAGAGUUUGAGCAGCAGCCACCACGUCAUAAUCAACAAACACCGUCCUCUAGUGGUAGUUCCAGAUUGGUCACAGGCCCCCAGGUGGCAAGGAGCACUGUUAGGAAUCCAUCUUCAUCUCCCAAGCCUGAUGCAAAAUCGAAAGAAAAAUGUAUAGUGAUGUGA